Hyaloperonospora brassicae is the source of this 1485-nucleotide messenger RNA. The record is from the annotation of a GenBank genome assembly. Lineage: Eukaryota; Oomycota; Peronosporomycetes; Peronosporales; Peronosporaceae.
AUGCCGCCCCCCACGACUUCGGCGAAAUCGUCGGCUCUGUUUACGGCCGAAGACGCGACGAUCGCGUUCAACGUCUUCUGCUGCGUCUGCGGCAUUGGGUCGCUCGGCAUGCCGUCCAACUACGCCCGCGCCGGGUGGGUCUACGCCACCAUCGCGCUCCUGUUCAUGGCGUUCGCCAACAUCUACGCGUCGGUGCUGCUGUCGAAGUGCCUUCUCGUCGCGCCGUCGUCCGUGCGCACGUACAGCGACUUGGGCGAGUGGGUCGCCGGUCGCUGGGGCCGCCUCGUCGUGCUCGUGUCGCAAAUGGGCGUCUGCCUCCUCAUGCCCUGCGCGUUCCUCGUGCUCGGGAGCACCCUGCUCGACGUGCUCUUCCCCGACUGCUUCAGUCAGGCCGUCUGGAUCGUCUUCAUGGCGCUCACGGUCGUGCCCGUGUCGCUCGUCCCCACGAUGAAAGAAAGCACGGGCAUGGCCGUCGCCGGCUGCCUCGGCACGAUCGUCGCCGACAUUGUCGGCAUUGCCAUUCUCUUCCACGGCAUGCGGGGGCACCCGUCGCCCCCCGCGGCCCGCGCGUCGGGCCACCAGGUUGUCACGACGUUCGGCAACCUCUCGCUCGCCUACGCGGCAGCAACAGUCGUGCCCGACCUCCAGCGGCAGCACUCGCAGCCCGAGCGCAUGCCGCGCGUCAUCAUCGUCAGUCUCGGCCUCGCGUCGGCGUUCUUCAUCGCGGUCGCCGUCUCGGGCUACGCGCUCGGGGGGUGCCAAAUGUCGGGCAAUUUGCUCUUCUCGAUUGUGAACACAGCGGACCCGUUCGCCGUCACGACGCUCGGGUUCACGGCCGACCGCGGCGCCGUCGUCAUGGCCUUCCUCUUCAUGCAGAUGCACCUGGCCGUGGCCUUCUCGACGCUCCUGCACCCGGCGUUCUACAUGUUCGAGCGCAUGUUCCUCGGCAUGCACGCGCCGGGGGCGGCCGGGAAGAAGGACGAGACGGCGUCGUACCGCGGGGCCUCUACGCCCGCGGAGCUCGAGCAGAGCAGUCGCGCGUCGCGCGCGCCCCAUGGCCUCAGUCGCGUGUCGGCGACCAACACAAUGGUACCGGAAGAAGACCUGUCCGAGUACAAGGGCCGGGCAAAUGUACUGCGGUACAUUGUGCUGCGCAUUGCAAUCAUUGCGCUCCUCGUGCUCCUGUCAAUCCUACUGCGCAACCACUUUCUCGACCUCGUGGACUUUACGGGCGCGACGGCUAUUACCAUGUCGAGCCUCGUGGCGCCGCUCGUGUUUUACAAUAAGGUCUUUUGGAAAGAGAUCCCGUUGUGGGAAAAGGCAAUGUGCCUCACAGUCGCGACGAUCUGCACGAUCGCAGGGUGCUACGUCAUGGUCUACUCGGGCAAGAACCUGUUCAACCCGAGCGGCAAAAGUGCGGCGUAUCCCUAUUGCUCGGCCGAGUUCCAAGACGAGCCGUACUAUGUCCGGAACAACACGACGUAA